AUGGCCCGCAGUUGGGUCUGCAACGCCUGCUCAAAUAGACGCUGCCCUUCCAGCCUACAGCCGCCGAUACACCCACCAGCGGCAGCAGCGACAGCGACGCAGCGUUCAGAACGACCCUCCCUUUGCAGCACCCAGCAGACGCAGUCACCACCACCACCACCACCGCGACAACAAAGACGACAACGGCAACAACGACGUUCCGCAACCAUGGCGACCACUCCAGCGGCCGCCCUGCUCCUCAUCCUCGCCCUGGCACGGCCUGCGCUCGCCGUCAACGGCAGGCCGGACGAGGCCGGCAACGUCGACCGCUGCUCGCUCAGCUUGGCCGGCAAGGGCUCCUACACCCUCGGCCUGCACAUUGCCGCCAUCUUUGUCGUCUUUGUCUCGAGCUCCAUUGGCAUUACGCUGCCCUUUGUGCCCCAGUGGACCAAAGGCAGGGUGGGCCGCCGUACCUCGCCAAACAGCCGGGGCGAGGAGGAGCAGCAGCAGUCGUCCCACGGGCACGGCCAUAGCCACUCGCACUCGCACGGCCACGGCCACUGCCACGGCUCUUCGACGCCCAACGGUUGGUGGGACGAGUGCUUCUUCAUCAGCAAGUACCUGGGCGCCGGCGUCAUCCUGGCCACGGCCUUUGUCCACCUGACCUACGAGGCCUUUAUCCAGCUCACCUCGCCCUGCAUCCACCUCGCCUACGCGCCCACGGCGCCCGCCAUCUCGAUGGCCUCGCUGUUCCUCAUCUUUGUCGUCGACCUGCUCCUCAUGCGCCACAUCCACCGCUCCAAGAAGGACAUGGCCGAGCUCAAGGCGCGCAGGGCGAGGGCAAAGGCGCAGCUCGAGUCGCUCACCCUCAACUCGAUCCGACCCACCGACUCGCUCGCCACGGGCGAGAAUGCGCCGUCGUCGUUGCCAAACCAGGCGCAGGCCAGUCCCGGCCCUGGUUCCGGCAAGACGACGGCGACGGCGGCUGCGGUGACGAUGGAGGAAAAGGCGGUCGAUGCCGUCAUCCUGGGCGAGAGGCUGCGGAGGGAGGAGCUGCUGGACGAGGAGGAGCGGGAGGCCGACGCCAAGCUGGCAGAGAGGGCCAAGGAGCUCGACGUCAUGGUCAUCGAGGGCGGCAUCGUCUUCCACAGCGUCAUGGUCGGCCUCGGCCUGGGCACGUCGUCCGACGCGGGCUUUGUGCCGUACUUUGUCGCCAUCGUCUUCCACCAGAUGUUUGAUGGGUUCGCUAUCGGUACGAGGAUGGCCGAGCUCAACUUUCAAGGCAAGCGCAAGAAGCAGAUUGCCAUGUUCCUGGCGUACGCGUUUGUGACGCCGGUGGGCAUCGCGCUGGGUACGGGAGUGCGCACCGUGUUUGAGCCCAACGACCCGACGACGAUUAUCGCGAUUGGCGUGCUCGACUCGCUGUCGGCGGGCGUGCUGCUGUACGGCGCGCUGGUCGAUAUGCUGGCCAAGGAUUUCCUGUUUGGACCCAUGCUCGACGCCAGCAACCGGCGCCUGGGCGUCGCCCUCGCUGCCCUCCUGGUCGGCGCGGCCGUGAUGAGCCUGCUCGGCAAGUGGGCCUAG
Messenger RNA from Pseudozyma flocculosa PF-1, 1563 nucleotides. RefSeq lists its product as uncharacterized. Gene Ontology annotation, cellular component: plasma membrane. The transcript is spliced from 4 exons. Bases 1 to 1563 code for a protein of 520 amino acids. Gene Ontology annotation, biological process: zinc ion transmembrane transport. The record is from RefSeq and is a predicted model, not a curated record. Gene Ontology annotation, molecular function: zinc ion transmembrane transporter activity. Lineage: Eukaryota; Fungi; Basidiomycota; Ustilaginomycetes; Ustilaginales; Ustilaginaceae.